Messenger RNA from Paramecium octaurelia, 699 nucleotides. The record is from the annotation of a GenBank genome assembly. Lineage: Eukaryota; Ciliophora; Oligohymenophorea; Peniculida; Parameciidae.
AUGAAAAAGAAAUUCAUCAUCAUUUCUUUAGAGGGUAACAUAGGAGCAGGUAAAUCAACAUUGUUUGAAAUCUUAAGGGAAGAAUACCCUUAAGCUAUAUUCCUUAUGGAACCUUUGGAGCAAUGGCAAAAAAUUAAUGGGAAUUCCAAUCUCAAUAUUUUAGAGAAGUACUACUCAGAUGCAGAUAGGUGGGGGUUUACUUUUUAAAUUUACGCCUACUAAUCUAGGUUAAUGGCUUGGGAUAGACAAUUGCAAUAAGUGUUACAAAAUAAUCAACAGCCAGUUUUAGUGUUUACAGAGAGAAGUAUUGAAAGUGCCAGAGAACUCUUCUUUUAAUUAUGUUACAAUGAUGGAAAGAUCAGUCAAAUAGAGUUUGAGAUAUAUGAGGAAUUUUAUUAAUGGCUCAUGAACCAUUAUCAAUAGUACUUGAUAGAUUGUGUGAUAUAUGUCAAUACUCCGCCAGAAGUGUGUUUGGAAAGAUUGAUAAAGAGAGGGAGAUCAGAGGAAGCAUGUGUGCCACUUGAUUAUUUGAAGAAAUUGCAUUAAAGACACGAGGAUUGGUUGUCUGAAACAUCUAAUAGGUUCUUAACUAUAAAGAUUGACGCAACUUUGAAUUAUGUAUAAGAUUAGAAGGUGAAGGAGAGUGUGCGACAACUGUUAUUAUUGGAGAUAUAAAAAUUAAAGGAGUUGCUGAAUUGA